Molecule: messenger RNA, 1219 nt
Organism: Octodon degus (degu)
Lineage: Eukaryota; Metazoa; Chordata; Mammalia; Rodentia; Octodontidae
Gene: Nif3l1
Product: NGG1 interacting factor 3 like 1
Exons: 6
Coding region: 1-1053 (350 amino acids)
Cellular component (GO): mitochondrion; cytoplasm
Source: RefSeq, a predicted model, not a curated record
AUGGACCUGCCGGCCGUGCUCGCCUGCCUGGACCGCCUCGCGCCCCUCGCCUUCGCCGAGAGCUGGGACAACGUGGGGCUGCUGGUGGAGCCGAGCCCGCCGCACACCGUCCGCACGCUCCUGCUGACCACCGACCUGACCGAGGCCGUGCUGCAGGAGGCCCUGCGCGCCAAGGCCGACCUGGUGCUCGCCUACCACCCGCCCAUCUUCCGGCCGCUCGCGCGCGUCACCGCGGCCACGUGGAAGGAGCGCCUGGUGGUGCGCGCGCUGGAGGGCAGGGUGGCCGUGUACUCGCCGCACACGGCCCUGGACGCCGCUCCCCAGGGCGUCAACGCCUGGCUGGCCAAGGGGCUUGGUGCUUGCACAUCAAGGCCGAUCCGUCCCUCCAGGGCCCCCUGCCACCCCACAGAGGGGACCCACCGAGUGGAGCUCAGAGUCAGGCCCACCCAGGACCUGCAUGCUGUUGUGUCUUCCCUGAAAGAAGCCAGUGGUGCUCCCGUCACUUGUGUCUCUGCUAGGGCUGAUGGCGAGGAGCAGGCGCAACUCAGCCUGAACUGCAGUCAGGAGGCCUUGUCCCGUGUGGUGGCCUGGCUGGCCCAGAACAGUGUGCUCUACGAGAAGACGGAGAUUCUGGCUCUGGAGAAGCCUUUGCUGCUGCAGACUGGGAUGGGCCGGCAGUGCACGCUGGAUGAGCCCGUGAGCCUGGCUGCUGUGAUUGAGCGGGUAAAGACACACCUGAAGCUGCGCCACGUGCGGCUGGCGCUGGGUACAGGCCAGACCCUUGAGUCCCAAGUCCAAGAUGUGGCCCUGUGUGCUGGCUCCGGGAGCAGCGUCCUGCAGGGGGUACAGGCCGACCUGUAUCUCACAGGCGAAAUGUCCCAUCAUGAUGUCCUGGAUGCCACUUCCCGAGGAAUCAGCGUCAUCCUUUGUGAACACAGCAACACUGAGCGAGGCUUUCUUUCUGAGCUGCGAGACCUGCUGUGCGCGCGCCUGGAGAAUAGGGUGCAGGUGGUGUUGUCUCAGUGUGACCGGGACCCUCUCUCUGUGGUGUAGAGACCCUGUCUCAGAAGACCAAACCAAGAAACUAAACAGUUUGAGCUUGCCAGGACCCAUGGCUAGCAAUGGGUUGAGGCCCACACUCAGCCAGCAUGCUUAACUGUUUCUGAAGUGCAUUCAUAGCAAAGCUCGUGUGAGCGGUGUGGGCAUAAUCCAAUUUUUU